GCAGAGGCUGCUGGGAGCGCGGCGCUGAGUUGAGUUUUCCCGCCGCCGCCGCCGCCGCUGCUGAGGGGAGCGGAGCGCGUGUCAUGUCCCAAACCGAUCUCGAGUUGCUCCUGCGGGAGCUGGGAGGCUGGGACUGGGAGCUGUGCCGCAGGGAGCUGCCCGCCGUCCUGCCCCGGCUCCUCUCUAUGUACCAAGAGUCUGAAGACUGGACUGAGCACAUCCGUGUUUUGAGGAUCCUGACUGAAAUGUUUUUGCCUCAUAUCAGUCUUGGAGAUUUGGAACAAACGUUUUUCUCUAAAGUAUUACCUAAGACUCUGCAGUUAUAUGAUAAACUGAUGUAUGAACUCUCCAGUGAAGCCAAAGGGUUAACUGGCCAGAAUACAGAGUUACGUAGUACUGUAAGGAAUCUUUUACAGACUAUAGUGCAACUCUUGGAAACUCUGACCAGUUGUGUACGGUACAUCUGCACACUGCAAGAGUGUGUGCCCUUGGACAGUAUCCGCACCCUUCCAUCCUCUGUUCUUUAUGUAAUAAAGAGCACAUUUACACACUGCAAGGAUAGCGAAUCAGUGUACUGUGGGCAUCUGCACUUGAUUUCUGACCUCCUGCAAGCUGUGUUCAAGGAAACUUACUCUCUGCAGAAACAGCUGAUGGAACUGUUUGAUCAGAUUUCUGUGGGGCCUGCAUCUACUGAAGAUGAUAUCACAGAUAUGGUGUCAGUAAUUCACACUGUGCUGGAGAUCUGCUCUGUCAUUUCCAAUAUGGACCACGCUCUUCAUGCCAAUACAUGGAAGUUCAUAAUCAAGCAAAGCCUGAAGCACCAUGCUCUGCUGCAGUGCCAUCUGAAACACAGUGACAUCCUCAGUGGUCUGUGCAAAGAUACUUUGCUUUCUUUUCACUCCAGUUUACAACUAGCUGAGGAAAUGAAGAUGUCUGACAUUCAGGACGGCGCUGACCUCAGGCUAUUCCAGAAGACUGUCAAACUGUGCAGAUUCUUUGCCAACUCCCUGGUAUACUACACCAAGGAAUUUCUUCCUUUCCUGUCUGAUUUAUGCUCGCAGUUGCAUCAACUGUUCCUUCAGAUAUACAGCAAGUUUCCUCCCAGUCUUUAUGCUCCGGUGAUCUCAGAGGUGCAUCAAGAUGAAAUAUCACGGGUUUUUCUUGUGGCUCUAGAUCCUCUCAUCAGUCAGCUUCUUCCCUUUAGCCCUUUUAUGGAGCAAGUGCUAAGGGACACUUCAGGUCUUCCUGCUGAGCAGCAGCUGCCCCAGUGUCUCCUUCUGAUUACCAUCAUGGACAAGCUGUCUUCUCAGCCUGAAGAAGUGCAGACUCUCUGGAACACAGGAAAACGCCUGUCUUUUCUCUCAGCUCUUUUCCAGAGUUUCCAGCAAUGUUCUGCCGAGCUUUCUCUCCCUGUUUGUUUGCCAGAAGUGAUCAGUACAGGACAGCCAGCCGUCCCCAUCACCCUGUACCACUAUGUCUGUGUCCAUCUGUGCUCCUUCAUUGCUUCCACACUCCCAUCACAAUUUCCUCAUCUGGAGUAUGCUCUGCUGGAUGCUGUGCUGGGUUCUAGUAUGAUCACAUCCCUGCUAGCAAUGGACUCAUGGUGCUUCCUUGCUCGGUAUGGAACAGCUGAACUGUGCGCUCACCACUGUGUGGUGAUUGCUCACUUGAUAAAGUCGUGGCCCAAUGAGUGUUAUCAGGUCUCAGUCUUGGGUGUUCUGCUGAAGCGCAUGCUGUUCUUGAUGGCUCCAGAUCAUCAGGUGGAAUUUGCUCACAAAUUUCUCCCGGAAGAAGUGGAAAACCUGGCUGUGUGGCAGCACGUGUCCCUCAGAGCCCUGAGCCCUGAUCUUGGGAAGCGAGUGGUGCGGGAGCUCUGCAUGGCAGCGCUGGCGCAGUGCAGGCGGUGGCUGAACAGCAGGCGUGCCUGGGGAGAGCUCCAACCCGUGAACGUUGCCUUUUCUGUCUUGCUGGUUGCCUGCAAUUUUUCUGGUGAUGCUUUGGAGGCAGAACUUCAGGCGUCUAUUUUGGGAGUGCUCGGUCAGUUCUGGACUUUCCUUCAGGCUAAGCAGGUCUCAGAUGAACCACGUCUCCAGCAAACGCUGUGCUUAUUACUUCAUCUUCUGGAGUUUUUCAUCCAAGCAUUAGAUGCUCAACUAAUUAGCCAGGUAUUUUCCCUGCUGUCUUCCCUUCUCCGGUUGGAUCCCCCUGAUCACAUUCGUCUAGCAAUGCUGGAUUUUCUCUCUUCUGUGGGGAAGGUGUUUAUACCACAAGAAGUGCAGAGGCAGGUUGUACCCCAGCUGUCAUGUUCGUUUGCUUCUCUGCUAGCUGACCAAACCUGGUUGAUUCAUCAGCGCGCGCUGGAGGCAUUCAGACACUUUGCAGAGGAAACAAUCCAUGAAGAUGUUGUUCCUCAGUGCCUUAAUUCUGAAGAAAUUAAGAAUAAAGUUGUUAAUUUUAUGGCUAAGGUAAAGCAAGGUGAAGAGACAACAGAAGCACGCAUAGAACGCCUGAAACAAGAAAGGAUUACCUGUGAUGCACAUUUUCUGAAAAUGGCUAGAGAACUGGAGUCAACAGGAGAGCCUCUGGCAAAACGAGCGUGUCACCCCCCGUCUGAGGAGCAGUACAAGUCAGCAGUAGGCACAAUGGAGGGGGCAGUGGAGGCUGUGAAGCUGCUGCUGCAGAAAGGGUCACCCCCUGCAUGGGUUGCAGCGAAACUGGAGGCUCUACACACAGCUAUAACCAUCCUCAGAGACAGUGUACGGAAACAGCUGUUGUCCUGCUGUACUCUAGCACUCUGACUUUGAUCUCACUCUCAGCUACCCCAAGAGCGUUGUCUGCACUACAGUAAGUGGAUCCCAUGAAAUGAGGUAGAUAUCACAGCAGUGCAUCUAAAAAAAUCAAGUCUCUCAUUUUCAAAUGUUGUAAACAACCUCCAUGUAGACGUAAGGCUCUUCUCAUGCUACCACUGUGCUAACUCUCCUGAGGCUAAAUUAGCAAAACAACUUGAAGUCAAAAUCUAUUCCCUAAUGGAGGUACGUGUUCAGUUGGAAAGCUACCACCCUCCCUAGCAAACAGAAGCAGUCUGUGGAGCCCUAGAGCUGGGGAUAGAUGGAUUUAUCUGCUUACCCUAAAAGGCAGUUUAUAAAACUGCCUCAUGGUUCUGUGAAUGGGAGAAAUGCCUCACUUCAUCCUUCCUGAAAACAAGGCUCCUAAAAGGAGUUGUAUACGCCUAAAGUCAUUGAUUAAGGAAUUCUAAGUUAAAUCCAUUUCCUUACUGUUUCUUAACAUGGCUGCCUUGCUGCUGUAGUAGCCCAUGGAAUUACCUCGUGCCUGAUAAGAUGCAUCAUCCAGAAAUCAGUAUCUUGUAUUCAUAGGCAGAGACUCAACUGUACAGCCAUGCGUUGCUGAUACUUCCUCAGGCUAUCAGCUAUCUGACUAGGGAGCCUGCUGCUGCCACAACAGUAUAGUGUACAAUGUAUGUGCUUCAGAAUCCUCUCAAAUGUGCAUUCGUUUGAACCCCGCUGUCUAUAGACUCUUACCU
Molecule: messenger RNA, 3541 nt
Organism: Gallus gallus (chicken)
Lineage: Eukaryota; Metazoa; Chordata; Aves; Galliformes; Phasianidae
Gene: FIRRM
Product: C1orf112 homolog
Exons: 25
Coding region: 84-2798 (904 amino acids)
Source: RefSeq, a predicted model, not a curated record